This is a messenger RNA of Liolophura sinensis, 565 nucleotides long. RefSeq names its product turripeptide Ici9.2-like. The transcript has 5 exons. Gene Ontology annotation, cellular component: extracellular region. Gene Ontology annotation, molecular function: protein binding. Lineage: Eukaryota; Metazoa; Mollusca; Polyplacophora; Chitonida; Chitonidae. The coding region runs from base 55 to 420 and encodes 121 amino acids. The record is from RefSeq and is a predicted model, not a curated record. Gene Ontology annotation, biological process: multicellular organism development; cell differentiation.
CUUAGCUGACACGUACAUAACCAGAAGCGAACCCUCGCCCUCGGACAACUCAUCAUGAAGACCGUCUUCGCCCUCACCGCUGUUGCCAUCGUCAUGGCCUUUGCUUCAGCUGAGCCCCUUAACCCAUGCGAGUUUGUCUGUCCCUACAGCCUCAUUCCGGUCUGUGGAAGUGACGGCUUCACCUACCCCAGCGAAUGUGACCUGAAGAGAGUCGACUGUGUCCGACGAGGUGUGGUCCCAUUGACCGUAGCCUACACUGGACGGUGCAAGUGUGACGAAGUGGCCUGUUCUAAAAGUCUACUCCCGGCCUGCUCUAGCGAGGGUGUGACUUACCCCUCAGACUGUGCCCUCAGACAAACCGCCUGCCGGGAAGAACGAGAGAUCACCAUUGCCCAUAUGGGGGAGUGCGAAUCCAAGUAAACAUGAACCACAUUCAGAAAUUGUUAUAAAACAAAUGUUUACGUUAAUAAAACUGCAAUAGAAUUAUGCAAAAACUAACCUCGACUUACUACAGUCACUACGGGGCCCUGUAGCCAAGUGGUUAGCGUGCUAACAUCAGUGACUC